Closterium sp. NIES-67 is the source of this 2757-nucleotide messenger RNA. NCBI's taxonomy places the organism in Eukaryota, Viridiplantae, Streptophyta, Zygnematophyceae, Desmidiales, Closteriaceae. The record is from the annotation of a GenBank genome assembly.
CCAAAAAUCUUUUUUCCUUUCGUUCUUUGCUCCUGCGCCCUGCACCCGGAUUCUUGCUCUGCCUUCUCUUCGUCCCAAGUAAUAACUAGGGAUCAGGGUUUUGCGCAACCCCGCGGCUGCUCGCGUGGUUGGCGUGAUUCACGGCUGCUGGUGCUAAGCCCUCUCGGACCUCCGUUCCCGCCAUGGCGGACGCCACUGGGCCAGAGAACGAUAAGAAUAUAGAGAUAUGGAAGAUUAAGAAGCUGAUCAAAGCUCUCGAGCAAGCGAGGGGAAACGGCACGAGCAUGAUUUCGCUGAUCAUGCCGCCGCGCGAUCAGGUGGCGCGAGUGGCGAAGAUGCUUGGCGACGAGUUCGGCACGGCGUCGAACAUCAAGAAUCGCGUCAACCGGCAGUCGGUGCUGGGUGCCAUCACGUCUGCGCAACAACGACUCAAGCUCUACAACAAGGUACCUCCGAACGGGCUUGUGCUCUACACCGGAACCAUCGUGACAGACGACGGCAAGGAGAAGAAGGUCACCAUCGACUUCGAGCCGUUCAAGCCGAUCAACGCGUCGCUGUACCUGUGCGACAACAAGUUCCACACGGAGGCGCUGAACGAGCUCCUGGAGUCCGACGAGAAGUUCGGCUUCAUCGUCAUGGACGGCAACGGCGCGCUCUUCGGCACUCUCUCGGGUAAUACGCGCGAGGUGUUACAUAAGUUUACUGUGGACCUGCCGAAGAAGCACGGGCGCGGAGGGCAGUCCGCGCUGCGGUUUGCGCGGCUGAGGAUGGAGAAGCGGCAUAACUACGUGCGCAAGACGGCGGAGCUGGCGGUGCAGUUCUUUAUUAAUCCGCAGACGUCGCAGAUUAACGUGUCCGGGCUGGUGCUCGCGGGAGCUGCGGAGUUUAAGACGGAGCUGAGCCAAUCCGACAUGUUCGACCAGCGGCUGCAGACGAAGAUCCUGAACGUGGUGGACGUGUCGUACGGCGGGGAGAACGGGUUCAGCCAAGCCAUCGAGCUCAGCGCCGAGCUGCUGGCCAACGUCAAGUUCAUCCAGGAGAAGCGCCUAAUUGGCAAGUACUUUGACGAGAUCAGCCAGGACACGGGCAAGUACGUCUUUGGCGUGGACGACACGCUCAAGGCACUCGAGAUGGGCGCCGUGGAGACAUUGAUCGUGUGGGAGAACCUAGAUGUGAACCGAUACACGCUCAAGAACGCAGUAACGGGCGAGAUUGUGAUAAAGAACCUGAGCAAGGAGCAGGAGGCGGACCAGUCGCACUUCCGGGACGCGGAGACCGGGGCAGAGCUGGAGGUGCAGGAGAAGACGUCCCUCUUGGAGUGGUUUGCAGAGGGGUACAAGAAGUUCGGGUGCACGCUGGAGUUUGUGACCAACAAGAGCCAGGAGGGCUCGCAGUUCUGCCGCGGGUUCGGCGGGAUUGGCGGGAUCUUGAGGUACCAGCUGGAUAUGAGAACGUUCGACGAGGCGAGCGACGAUGACGCGGUGUACGAUGACGACUCGGAUUAGGGCGGGGGGAGAGAGUUGGGCACGGAGGGCGAGGGGGGCAUGGAGGGCAAGAAGGGCAAGGAGGGCAAGGGGGGCAAAAGAGAAGACGGUGAGGGACGGAGAGUAGGAACGGAAGGAGGAGUGGAAUGAGGGCUCUCUGAGGUGCCAGCUGGACAUGAGAACGUUCGAUGAGGCGAGCAUCGAUGACGCUGUCUAUGGAAGUGACUCGGAUUAGGGUGGGGCGAGGGGGGAGGGUUAGAGGGCAGGGAGUGGGGAGGGUGGGGGAGGGGGGGAGGUGGAGUGGAAGGAGUGUAAAGAGGGCAGGAGGGGGCAUCCUGCAGUGUGAGCUGGACAUGAGGUUGGGGGGCAUCCUCGGAUGAGGCAAUUGGUUGGGUUGUGAUGCGCUGUAUGAUGACAGUUCAGCUUAGGUUAGGGAGGGAGAGAUGUGCGACGAGGGAUAGGAGGGUGGGGAGAUGGAGGUGAGGUGGGCAAGCAGCAUGAGAUGCUGAGCGUUGCGAUGCUUGGUACGCUGGUGCUGGAUGGUGAGCUGCGGUGGAGGCAGCUGCUGCUGCUGCUGCUGCUGGGUUGGUUUGGCUGCUGCUGGACGAUCUGCGGCUGCGGUGGAGGCAGCUGGGCUUGUGUGGCACCAGGGAGGUGGGAGAUGAAUAGUGCGAGGGAGGUGAGGAGGGCAGCAGGAGCGUGGUUGUGGUGUGGAGUGAGCGGGGCACCUGUGUGAUCGUGAGGCAUGACCGUCCGUGCUGGCAGCCGGUGCUGGCAUGGCAUGGCAUGGCUGUGUUGGUGGUUUACAUGCGGGAAGAUCACUCUUUGUGAUCUGCUUUCUUCAGUGGUCCCUCCGUCUCGCACCGCUGUGAUCCUCUGCUCAUAGUGUGUCAGACUAAGUUAGUGGUAGUGAUGUUAUGGUGGUGGGUAGAGCGACUGUGCAUUUUGGAAUGUGCUCCACCUGCACCUCUGCUCAGUGGUGGUGUGUGGAAUACAGGACGAGGCUCCUCCAGCCCAAUAUGGCAUGCUUGGCGUUUUCCUGGGGUGGGUGUCCUUGCCAGCUGCUGAACAAUAGUAUGUGGCUUCCUUCCAAAGCGACGACCAAGGCUCCCUUCAGGGUGCACGACAUGAAUGCAGUUCGUAUGAUCCUGAGUUAGUUCUGGACUGGUUAUAUUUUUGUAGGCUCCUUAUCCUGAACCGCGAGUCCCCAAGCAAGUGUAACUGCAUUGUCGUCCGAUUUGUUUCUCAUGAAUUUUGUUAGUCAUGCUACCCG